This is a messenger RNA of Alligator mississippiensis (American alligator), 2169 nucleotides long. RefSeq lists its product as uncharacterized. The transcript has 11 exons. Lineage: Eukaryota; Metazoa; Chordata; Crocodylia; Alligatoridae. Bases 1 to 2169 code for a protein of 722 amino acids. The record is from RefSeq and is a predicted model, not a curated record.
AUGCUGACAGACAAGAUAGUUUGUGGAGGAGAUAGAACCAUGUGGUCUAAACCAGACUGUCAAAGGUUAUUAUCCCAGAUAGAUGCUGCAAGCAACAAAAUGUCAAGUGCAAUUGUAAAGGAGAGCCACCGACUGAAGGCAUGGGGUGUCCUGGGAGAAGGAACUGGAGCUCACCUUGUUAACAAAGAUAAAACCAGGCUGCUCACCAAGGAGGAGCUCAUGGGUCCAGAUGGCUCCAUGAGGGCACUCGAUGCUGUGUGCGUAGAUCCUACCACUGGGCUCUUAACUCCCGACCCAGAAUGCGUCAUGCUGCUGGCAAAUCACUGCCUUGUGCCUGUGUCUAGAGAUCUCUUUCUGCACCCGGAGACUGGAAAGGUGCUCCCUGUGGCUGGUAACAUUGGCUAUGAUCCCAUUAGCUCUAAACUAGUCUGUGCUGUUGACUCUACUUCAGGUGAGCUGCAUAAGUCUGGAGCACCCGUAUUCCCCUAUGUCCCAUAUCCCAUCUGUCCCAGUACGGGUUUGCCCGUGAAGACUAACCUGCCAGUUCUCCACCCGGAAAAAGUUUUUAAGCUGGGAGGACUCAUGCUAGAUCCAGCCACAGAAAUAGAGGUGCCAGUGCUUGCAGUUACCAUCCAUCCCCAAACAGGGCAAAAGCUGUCCUUGGGUGGGACAUACCUAAAUCCCCUUACAGGAACAGUGACACCACUCGAACUUGGAGGGCCCAUGAAUGAGCCCAAGGGAGGAAAAAUUGUUCCAAUCCUUGGAGUCAAUGUGGACAGUAACACAGGAGAUGUAAUCCCAGUGGGGGGGCUGAUGGGACCGUCAGAGAGCCCGAUUCUUCUUGGGGACUCCUUCUCUGAGCCUCUGAGUGGGAAGUCUGCACGUGUGCAUGGUGCUUUCCUUCAGCAAGAUACAGUGCUGCCUCACGCCGGAGGAUACAGGGCCUUGCUGGAAGCCAGCAUGCUUGUAGCCCAGAUGCACGUGGUUAAAACCCUGCGGCAGUACCAGGAUUCAAUUUGUGAGGAUUUGUCUGUCACUGUGGACAGGCAGAGAGUCCUGAAGGCUGCCACAGAAGACAUGAAGAAGACAUUAUCUAUCAGGCUCCAUCGUGACAUGCACUGGCUGCAAAGUCUGGAGACACAACGAGACAUAGCUUUGAGCCUCAAAAGCAAUGGUGGCAAACUGGGGAUGAUCAAAUAUCCUGGCACAGAGAUGUGGAUCCCAGCUGUGUUUGGAGUGAAAAUCCCAGACCCCGGUGGCUCAGGUUUGAUGGUGCCUGUCUUGGGACUAGAACCUGACUGGAACACCGGGCUCCCAGCCCCGCUGGCGGGAACGAUGGAAGAUGCUGAUGGAAAAGGUCUUGUCCCCAUCACCGUUGGUGCCAGAACAAUCGAUCCUGUCACAGGGGAGCCUGGCCCGGUUAUAGGUGUUCGAACCAACCCUUGGACAAACACGGUAGUUCCUAUAGUUCAGUCAUUGGGAGCUUUACCAAGAGGAGCAGCAGACCCAGAUCUGCUGAAUCUCCUGGAAAAUGAGAUAAAUUCCAGACAAAACUAUUGGCACUGCCAGAGAGAGAAGGAAGAAUACCUUCAGAAAGAGCUGAACUUUGUAUUUCUCGACAUCGUUGAUACUGUAGAGGAAAGAAAGGUCAAAAAGAUCAGAUACAAGGAGAAGUUAAAGGACAUUGAGGAAAUGUGCCAUUUCCUUGAGGAAUCCUCUCUGCAGGAAGCUCAGAGGAGAACUGCUCGGGACUUGAGCAGCUUACUGGGCUUGGAGCUAUCUUUGCAAUGGAAAGUCAACAGAGGUGAGAGAGAACAAGAAGUGAAGCUUCUGCUGGUGAUCAGAAAGAUGCUGGAAAAACUGAUGGAGUUUAUUAAAAAGAUGCAGCUGGCAGAAAGCCGGGUGCAAAUUCAGCUUAAGGAAAAAGAACAGCAGAGGAGCAAAAGCCCGAAUGCAGAGACAGCGAUGAGCCUCAGACCCAGGAAGGCAACACUCCAUCUCCUGGCUGAAUUUCAGGAGCAUAUAAAGAAACAACAGGGCAGCGUGGAGUUUGCAUACAGCAGGCUGGAGUAUCUCAGGGAGCUGUCGAACAUCCAGGCCCUGCAGGCAAAGGUACUGGGUUCGCCUGGAGAUCAGACACAAGUGAUAAAUGAAAUGAGUGACAAAUGA